Molecule: messenger RNA, 128 nt
Organism: Dentiscutata erythropus
Lineage: Eukaryota; Fungi; Glomeromycota; Glomeromycetes; Diversisporales; Gigasporaceae
Source: the annotation of a GenBank genome assembly
CAACUACUUCUUUUUCUAACAAUACUUCUUUAUUUAUAGAUUUUUUCAAUCAAAAUUCAUCUUUACAAACUUCUACAUCUCCAAUUGAUAUAGAAAUAUCUCUUUAUUCACAACUUACUCCUCUUUCU